CGAAACCAGCGGACUGACUCACAGUCACGAGAAACGAAACUAAACAAAGAUUUAAGCGCACUGAGAAUGAUGCAUCAGUAAUUAUUACAGAAGAGAAGAGUGAAAGACCAUAACCGGUCUCCUCAGAUCUGAACAGCUGUAAAAUGGUCAAUCCAAGAGGAGGAGGACAACAAAGAGGAAGAGGAGGACAGCAAAGAGGAGGUGCCAAUGCCCAGCCAAGACAAGACGGUUCUGGGUCUGGUCAAAGACAAGCGAGUGGGUCUCCUAAUCGAGGUAGAGGAAGAGGAGGUGGCCGUGGGGAAGGAGGAGGAAGGGGAAGUGGAGGAGGAAAUGGAAGGGGUAGAGGGCAGAGGAGUGCAGAAGACAGGAGUACCCACCAAGCCAGUGAAAGUACGAAUGCUCAAAGGGAGAGACACAAGGGUGAAAAAGCUAAAAGUGCAAGAGGAGGUGGGCAGGGACGAGGAGGAGGAGGAAACGGAGGAGGAAACGGAGGAGGAAGAGGAGGAGGAGGAGAUGGAAAGGGUAGAGGAGAGAGUAAAGGCCAAGACAUGCAUGGCCAUCAUCAGUGGGGAGCAGCCAGCAACGUUCUUCGGGGAGCUAUGAGAUCGGGAGGCCCAGGUAACGCAUCUUUACACCGGCGUUUGCAUGGGGGGCUUGUUCAUGGUACCACCCAUACAAAUUUUAUCCAGUAUGCUGUCCCAGUCCCUGUAAAUUCAGUCUGUAGCCCUGAAGACCAGAGCAACCCACAAGCCAACGGAAGUACAUCUGACCUAAGGGUGAGUCCCCAAAAUGAAGAACUUCAAAGAGGAAGAGGGGACGUUCAGAGAGGAAGAGGGGGUCAUGGGAGAGGAAGAGGGAGAGACGGAACCCCCGAGGUACACAAACUGGGGUAUAAAACACUGGAGGGACUUCUGGAAAAAGAAGCAUCUGAGGUGGCCAUCACCCUUUCAUCUAGCUUGGGGAUCAAGACUCUACUUGAGGACAAGACGAUGAGGAAGGACUUGGUGCAACUCGUCUGCCAGGUCCUCUGCAAGGCUUUCCAGUCCAGAAUAGACCGCAAGAUUGUGCUUCAUUUAGCGGGCGUAGUCAAGGAUUCUGUGUUUUUCCGCAACAUCCUUCCAUAUUACGUGACCGGAAUGAUGUCGGAUUACAUGCCUGCUCGAAGGGAUCAGUAUCCCCAACAUUUGAGCAACAUCAUUAGCCUUCUCUCUGAUGUUCUCAACAUGUUUCCUUCAAGCUCUUUCCAAUCUGUCACUAUGUUGUUGGCUGUUCUGAAACCAGCCAUUAACCAGUUGCGAGCCUCUGGUGUGGAAAUGCCAAACACCAUUGAUGAGGACCUUGAGAGGAUCCAAGGUUUGGUUGACCAUCUUCAGGAGAAGUCAAGGGAGGGAACCUUACGGUCAGAUAAAUACUCCUUCUUAGCAGCUGAUGAAGAUGCCCCACCUGGUGAGGAAGACUUCAGGACAAUGAGCAUCUAUCCAACCCCUGAGGAGUUCCACUUAGAUCAGAAGCCUUUCCUGAGACCCAACAUUCUGGCUCAGAGCUUCCCAAAUGCUCGCAUCUAUCUUGAUACGCACUUCCGGCUUCUACGUGAAGAUUUUGUGAGGCCACUGCGAGAGGGCAUUAGGGAGAUUCUGAGGAGCCAGGAUCUCAAUGUUGUACCAAUGAAGAAGAGGCGUUUUGAUGACAUCAGAGUCUACUUUGACACUCGAUUGGUUGUGCCACUAUGCACACCAACAGGCAUUGCCUACAAAGUGCAGUUUGAUCCAAAACCGCUUCAGUUUGUCCGGUGGGAAAAUUCCAAACGUCUGCUUUACGGAUCCCUUGUCUGUCUUUCCAUGGACAACUUCAGAACUUUCCUGUUUGCUACUGUGACUGACCGGGACCCUAAACUGUUGAAGCAGGGACAGGUACACCUCUGUUUUUCAUCUGACAGUAGGGUCCGUCUGGCCAGAGUUCAGCCCUCACACUCUUUUCUGAUGGUGGAGACCACGGCAUACUUUGAGGCCUACCGAUACGUCCUAGAGGGUCUCCAGGAGCAAGAUGAGAAUGAUCUUCCCUUUCAAAGGUAUAUAGUGGAGUGCAAUACAGAGGUAUAUGCCCCAGCUUACCUGCGGAUGGAGGGGAGGAAGUACGAUCUGUCAACCAUCGUGGCAGAAGGGCAGGACAAGAUUCCACCCUUCAACCCUCUUACCCCAGAAGCCUGGCCUGAUGAGGAAACAAUGGGCCUUGAUGAAAGCCAGCUUCAAGCGCUAAAACUGGCCUUAACCAAUGAGCUGGCCAUCAUACAGGGCCCACCAGGCACAGGGAAGACAUAUGUGGGCCUGAAGAUUGCUCGGGCUCUGUUAGACAACCAUCAUGCCUGGGCUUUUGGUUCUCCAAUGCUGGUAGUCUGCUAUACCAAUCAUGCUCUUGACCAGUUUCUGGAAGGUAUCCAUAAGUUCUUAAAGGAGGGCAUUGUAAGAGUUGGAGGUCGGAGUAACAGUGAGAUUCUCAAGCAUUUCUCACUGAGGGAGCUGACCAGAACAUCAAACUUCCGUAAAGAUCUGCCGCUGCACCUCAGGAGAGCCCAUCAUGAAAUCCAUACGCAGAUGAAGGACGCAGAAGAGCUCUUAAAGAGACAGUCUGCGCAGCUGGAAUGCAGCUUGCGUGGCGUCUUAAAAGAAGACUACCUGGAAAACUACAUCAGUGAUCGACACUGGGACAGCCUGUGCCAACAACCAGUUUGGGAUGGAUUUGAGAGUGUUGGGCAGAAGUCUUCAAUGAUCGCUGAGUGGCUUGGCAUCGGAUCCUCUGUUUUUCAGAUGGGGCUUCAACAAACAGUAGACGGCGGGGCGGAGGCUGCAGAUGAUGAAGAGGCAGCACAAGAACAGGAAGAGCUGUUAGAUAUUGAUGAAGAGGCGGAUCUGAUCCAGGCAGAGCGGAUCUUGGUGGAUGCUGAGCACUGGGAUGGAAACAUUCAAAAACAGCAGAAGAAACAGGAGAGAGACAUUACAGCACUGGCUGAUAUGAUGCUGUCUAUGAACAUCGAUGAUACUGAGACACAACAACCCCAGGGUCAAACCGAGGGUCAGACUGAUGAACAGGGCUGGCAGAUGCAAGGCCACCAGAAGAAAAGAAUGAAGCAAAUGGUUCGUAAAGAGUUGAGGAAGACUUCAGUCAUGAGUGAUGAAGAGGAGAGGCGUGUCAGUGAUGUGUGGAACAUUGAUCUGAAAGACAGAUGGAGACUGUAUCGUCUCUGGGUGUUGCGGUAUCGCAGUGAUCUCCGUACGAAGGCUCUCCACGCUGAACAGGUCUUCCAGGAUGCAGCUGAGCGACUCAAUGAAAUCCGGUGUCGUGAGGACCUUUGUGUGCUGCGAAAAGCUCGUGUUGUUGGUAUGACGACCACAGGAGCGGCGAAAUACAGACAAGCUCUGCAGGAGCUGCGACCCAGACUGGUGAUUGUGGAGGAGGCAGCGGAGGUGCUGGAGGCCCACACCAUCACCACACUCAGUCGAGCCUGUCAACACCUCAUACUGAUCGGAGAUCACCAACAGCUAAGGCCUAGCGCAACAGUGUUCGAUCUGGCCAGGAAUUUCAAUCUGGAGGUUUCCAUGUUCGAGAGGCUUGUCAAAGUGAACUUCCCAUUUGUACGACUCAACUACCAGCAUCGCAUGAGACCAAGCAUUGCUCGACUCUUGACUCCUCAUAUCUAUGCAGAGCUUGAAAACCACCCUUCUGUUCAUGAGUAUGACAAUGUUAAGGGGCUUUUAACAAAUCUCUUUUUCAUGGAUCAUCCUCAUCUUGAAGAGGAGAUUAAGGAUGGGCGAAGCCAUCAAAACCUUCACGAGGCUCAUUUUGUGGUUGCGCUUUGCCGCUACCUGCUGUGUCAAGACUACAAGCCUUCUCAGAUCACCAUUCUAACGACUUACACCGGACAGCUUCACUGUCUGCGAAAGCUCAUGCCCUCUGCUCAGUUUUCUGGCGUCAAAGUCCAUGUAGUUGACAAAUAUCAAGGUGAAGAGAACGACAUUGUCAUAUUGUCUCUAGUGCGCAGCAACCUCGAGGGUAGGGUCGGUUUCCUGAACAUCUCGAACCGUGUUUGCGUUGCCCUCUCUCGCGCUAAAAUGGGUCUUUAUUGCAUUGGAAAUAUGGAGAUGCUCAGCAAAGUAACGCUGUGGAGCAAUAUCCUUCAUUGUCUAAGAGAAAAUGAUCAGGUGGGUCGUGCAUUAAUAUUGAGCUGUCAAAACCAUCCUGAAAAGCAAGCCCAUGUUUCCAGUGCUGUUGAUUUCAAGUGCGCCCCUGAGGGUGGUUGCGAUCAGCCCUGUGAAAUUCGCCUGGAAUGUGGCCAUGUGUGUACCCGUAUGUGCCACCCUUACGAUGCUGACCACAAGAAGUUCAAGUGCACCAAGGACUGCCCCAAGGUGCUGUGUGAACUUGGGCACAAAUGUCCACGCCGCUGCUACCAGAACUGUGAUCCAUGCCAGGUACGCAUAGAAAAGAUAAUACCGUCAUGUAAGCACAAGCAGAAUGUACCAUGCCACCAAGACCCAGCUGACUUUGUGUGCCAGGAGAAUUGCCAAAAGACCCUCACAUGCAGACACCCCUGCAAGGCAACUUGUGGAGAAUCUUGCACUGCUCGGUGCAUGGUGAAGGUUUCCAUGGUGCUGAAAUGUGGUCACAUGCAAGAAGAAUCAUGUCACGUAUCCAGGGAUUCCAAGAAGGAGCCACAUUGCAGGACAAGAUGUGGCACUAUGCUGAAAUGUGGCCAUCCCUGCCCCGGAACUUGUCACGGAUGCUAUCAGGGUCGCCUCCACAAAGGAUGCACCCAUAAAUGCAAGCAAACCCUUGUGUGUUCUCAUUUGUGUCGGGAGCCCUGUGUACGAAAUUGUCCACCGUGUUCCCUACCCUGCGAGAACCGUUGUAUCCACAGUGUCUGCAAGAAGACUUGUGGUCAGCCUUGCACCCCAUGUGCUGAACCCUGUGCAUGGCAGUGUCCGCACCAACGCUGUACCAAGCUGUGUCAUGAGCCAUGCGACAGACCCCCUUGUUCUGUUCCCUGUUCCAAAACCUUACCUUGUGGACACCCCUGCAUAGGUCUAUGUGGAGACCCAUGUCCAGACAAGUGUCGCAUUUGCCAUCCAGAUGAAGUAACGGAGAUCUUCUUUGGCAAUGAAGAUGAACCGGAUGCUCGCUUCAUCCAGUUAGAGGACUGUAAGCACCUUUUUGAGUCCGCAGGAAUGGACACUUACAUGGCUCUGGAUGAAGAUCAAGGGGCGGAAUUGGAUCAAAGGGCGAUCCGACUUAAGGACUGUCCCAGGUGUCGCACUCCAAUCCGUAGAAAUCUGCGGUAUGGCGCUCAUAUCAACCGCAGCCUGGCAGCAAUUGAGAUGGUAAAGGAGAAGAUCAAUGGUGAGCCUGCUGUUAACAGGCAUCACCAAGAAGCCCUUAGUUUGCAACUGGAUGGGAAGAUUAACUUGAGGGAGUAUCUUCCCAAAGAGUUUGCCCCACUCAAAGAGAUGCUCGACACAAAUAACCUUUCAUUCCAACAACUUUGGCAUCUUGAGAACUUGAUGACCUUCCUUGAGAGUUUUGGGAAGCUGAAAAAAAUGGAGAAAGAACACAUGACAGAUUUGGCCGAUAUUGUUGUGUUUUCUCGCAAGGUUGGAGAAGGCUUGAAAUUCCUGUUAGAUCCAAAUCAAAGGUUUUCAGAGCAGCAGGUAGCAGAUCUUGAACGUGAAUUGAAGAGACUCUUCUACCUGGCUGAUCUCAAUGCUCGCUGUAAAAUGGUUUUGUUGAAACUUCCAGGACAUGUGCUUGGUGCAGAGGUCCGACAGUUACGAGAGAUCCUGCAGGACACUUUGCCCUUCACUGAAGGACUAGAAGUUACAGUGAAGCGGAUGUUUACGAAGCUGGACACCAAACUUCCACGCAGUGGUCUGGGCGUCACAGAUGAGGAGAGGGUAAUGAUACUCAAAGCCAUCGGUUUGAACAAAGGUCACUGGUACAAAUGUCCCAAUGGGCACGUGUAUGCAAUAGGUGAAUGUGGAGGUGCUAUGCAGCAAAGCAAAUGUCCUGAGUGCAACGCUACCAUUGGAGGAGCUAAUCACUCUCUCGUGCACGGAAAUGCUGUGGCAACUGAGAUGGAUGGUGCACAACAUCCUGCUUGGUCAGAAGCUGCCAACUUGGCAAACUUUGACCUCGCUAACUUGUGAAUGCGUUUAAAAGUCCAGUUACUGAGAUUACAUUAUGAGUUACAGUCAUAGAGAUCUAUGAUCUCAGUGGGUUUUUAGGUUGUAUUUAGGUUUAUCGACAAAACCCAUCCAAAACCCAACCAUUCGAUUGCUUAGGAGACCUGGCUGGAGUCACUCAGCAUGCCCUGGAUUCGAACUCACGACUCCAGGGGUGGUAGCCAGCGUCAAUACUGCUCCAAAAGCUGCUCAAACUACUACUCAAAAAAUGAAAUUUCUUAUCAAAAAUAAUUAACCAAGCUCAAAAUUGCUAUUGUUACAAAAUAUGUAUAUGUGAUACGUCAGAUUACAAAUAACUGUGAAUGUGUCUCCGCCAAACACUCUGCCCCUGUUGGGCAGCGGUGAUUUUAUGUUUCAUAUGCUGUCAAUCAUGUACAACAUCAUAUAUACUGUAGAAGCCAAGCUUCCAGCCGGGACAAAAAUACAUUGAUUGAAAGCCCAGUGUCCAAUCAGUUGCAGAUCCUCUGCAAAUAACUAAGCUCCCAAGGCCUCCGGGCGGGAUCCAAAAUGACGUGUUCAGUGCUUCUCUUCCAAAUGUUAUUUAUAUAGAUUAUUUAUACAUAUUAAAUUCAUCAUUUCAGCAUUUCCUAUUAAAUUGUUUGAGAAGCCGUGCUUACUGUGUACUCUUAAAGCAAUCCCUACUGGUGUGUACUGUAUGUCUGUUAUUUGAUUCACUCACAUCGUAUAAUGUUUUUUUAUUUUACAGUGUAAUAACUGGCCACCAUUAACUGUCUUAUUUGCUUGCCAAAGGCUAUUUAGCAUUUGUCACUUGGCAAGUGUUCAUUUUGAAACCCCCCCACCCCAUUUUGGAUUCUGUUUGGACAAGUCAGCCUUCCAGUCAUGUUAAGAUACACAAUAUGCUAUUACGAAAACACCAGUUCACUAGCUAAUGCAUAUAUCACUUAAAUGGCACUUAAUAAAUUUGCUAAAUAAAGUUAUAUGUUUAAUGAA
Messenger RNA from Myxocyprinus asiaticus (Chinese sucker), 7181 nucleotides. RefSeq names its product NFX1-type zinc finger-containing protein 1-like. Bases 144 to 6194 code for a protein of 2016 amino acids. The record is from RefSeq and is a predicted model, not a curated record. Gene Ontology annotation, cellular component: nuclear RNA-directed RNA polymerase complex; nucleus. NCBI's taxonomy places the organism in Eukaryota, Metazoa, Chordata, Actinopteri, Cypriniformes, Catostomidae. Gene Ontology annotation, molecular function: helicase activity; zinc ion binding. Gene Ontology annotation, biological process: regulatory ncRNA-mediated heterochromatin formation. The transcript has 15 exons.